CUCCGAAACAAUGGAAUAUACGGCAAUGCCUAAUUCCCACUUGGCAACAUGAUCCACAAGUACAAUUCCAAAUAUGUGGCUUUCUUAAAUUUACGUGACAAAGGUAGUAAACCCAUCUACGUCAUCUCAAUUUAUUGUGGCCAUAACAUAAAAUAGUGUUGCUGAAUGAAGAAGAGAUAGUAGGUGACCAAGUUCAACUCUGUUUUUAUUAAAAAAAAAAAAAGGUUCAACUCUGUUCAUGACCAAGCCUCAUUGAAGAAAAAUGAAGCCCAACACUCAGGCUUCUUUUUCCACAGGUCCGCCGCACGUGACGUACUUUCACCGCGUAACUGUCUCACGUGCCGUACCUUCCCAUACUCAUCUUCCACCGCCGAAUCAAAAACUCCGACAAUUCCGCACCGCCAAACGCCGCCGUGUCAACCUCUCCAUCACCGCAGCUAAGAAAACCGAGCACCACGACGGUAACAACGGCGUCGAGCGAACAGAAUGUUCUCCAGCACGAAGCAACCGGCGAGGAGUGUUGAUGGCGCCGUUUCUAGCCGCCGGAGCUUCGUUUCUUCUCUCUGCUGCGACGACAAGGGCGGCGGAGGAGGAGAAGUUAAAGGAGAAUACGGCGCCGGUUGAAGCAACGGUUGUGAAACCGGAGGAGGUGAAGAAGAUAGAGGAGGAAGUGAUAACGUCGAGGAUUUACGACGCGACGGCAAUAGGUGAACCGUUGGCGAUAGGGAAAGAGAAAGGGAAAGUGUGGGAGAAGUUGAUGAAUGCUAGAGUUGUUUAUUUAGGGGAAGCGGAACAAGUUCCGGUUCGAGAUGAUAAGGAAUUGGAGCUUGAGAUUGUCAAGAAUUUGCAUAAGCGUUGUGUUGAAGUUGAUAAGCGUUUAUCUUUGGCUAUUGAAGCUUUUCCUUCUAAUCUUCAGGAACCACUUAAUCAGUAUAUGGAUAAAAAGAUGGAUGGAGAAACCUUGAAGUCUUAUACAACGCAUUGGCCGCCUGAACGAUGGCAGGAGUAUGAACCUAUUCUUAGUUACUGUCGUGAAAAUGGAAUCCGUCUUGUUGCUUGUGGUACGCCACUGAAGAUCUUAAGGACCGUCCAAGCAGAAGGAAUUAGCGGGCUAACAAAGGCUGAACGUAAAUUAUAUGCACCUCCAGCCGGUUCAGGCUUCAUAUCAGGCUUUUCUUCUAUGUCACGUAGAUAUUCAGCUGACAGUACUCCGAAUCUGUCGUUUCCUUUUGGUCCAAGCUCAUAUCUAUCUGCACAGGCUAGAGUGGUUGACGAGUAUACUAUGUCCCAGACCAUCUUACAAAAUAUGCUUGAUGGAGGGGCUACCGGUAUGUUGAUAGUUGUGACUGGUGCAAGCCAUGUCACAUAUGGAGCUAGAGGAACUGGAGUGCCUGCAAGAAUUUCUAGAAAAUUACAAAAGAAAAAUCAAGUAGUUAUAUUACUUGACCCAGAAAGACAGUUCAUUCGCAGUGAGGGAGAAGUUCCUGUUGCUGAUUUUUUGUGGUAUUCUGCCGCCAGACCCUGUAGCAGAAAUUGCUUUGACCGGGUUGAGAUUGCUCGGGUUAUGAAUGCUGCCGGGCAGAGACGGGAUGCCCUCCCACAGGAUCUCCAAAAGGGAAUUGAUCUUGGUUUAGUAUCACCGGAGGUAUUGCAGAACUUCUUUGAUCUAGAGAAAUAUCCUCUGCUUUCAGAACUCACUCACCGUUUCCAGGGUUUCAGGGAAAGAUUGUUGGCAGAUCCCAAGUUCUUGCAGAGACUAGCAAUAGAAGAAGGAAUAUCAGUAACAACUACAUUAUUAGCACAGUAUCAGAAGCGGAAAGAAAACUUCUUUCAAGAACUUGACUAUGUUAUUACGGACACUGUCAGAGGAUCAGUUGUUGAUUUCUUUACAGUGUGGCUUCCUGCACCAACUUUAUCAUUCCUUUCCUAUGCUGAUGAGACAAUUGCGCCUGAUAACAUUAGUUCUCUAAUAGGACUUCUUGGCUCCAUCCCUGACAAUGCAUUUCAAAAGAACCCAGUGGGGACAAAUUGGAAUCUCAAUCAUCGAAUUGCAUCAGUUGUAUUUGGUGGUCUAAAACUCGCUGGUGUUGGAUUUAUUUCGAGUAUUGGAGCUGUUGCUUCAUCAAAUUCUCUGUUUGCAGUUCGUAAGUUUCUUAAUCCAGCAAUCAUCACUAACAAACAGAUUGCAAGGUCACCGAUACUCAAAACAGCAGUUGUUUAUGCACUUUUUCUUGGAAUAUCUGCAAAUCUCCGUUAUCAGAUAAUUGCUGGGGUAGUGGAGCAUCGGAUUUCUGAUCAGUUUGCUUCCCAAACAUUUCUUGUAAAUAUGCUAUCUUUUGUAUCACGGACAAUCAAUUCUUACUGGGGAACGCAGCAAUGGAUUGACCUUGCACGCUCUACCGGACUGCAAGUUAGAAAGACCGAGUCACCCGAGCCACCUACAUCAGAUUCUCCAAAUCAAGCUGCAAUCUUAUGCGACUCUACCGGACUGCAAGUUAGAGAGACCGAGUCACCUGAGCCACCUUCAUCAGAUUCGCCAAAUCAAACUGCAAUCUUAUGCAACGAAGCAGAAGAAGCGAGCAUCGAUGACAUUAAAAGUGAAUGAGGUGAAAUACCCCCUUGCGACAUUUUUGUUGUAAUUUAUAUUUUUUUUCUCUUGAAGAGCUGGUAAAUAGGCACACAGGAAUAGGUUUUUUGUCUUCAUAACAAUACAAUUCCUUCCAUAGCUUAGUUGUAUACUUAUACUUUUUUAUAUAUAUUCCCACAAUCCAAAUUCAUCAAUGUAAUAUAACGAGUAUUUAUUUUCAACCUAAUAAA
This is a messenger RNA of Medicago truncatula (barrel medic), 2817 nucleotides long. RefSeq names its product protein RETICULATA-RELATED 5, chloroplastic. The record is from RefSeq and is a predicted model, not a curated record. NCBI's taxonomy places the organism in Eukaryota, Viridiplantae, Streptophyta, Magnoliopsida, Fabales, Fabaceae. Bases 263 to 2605 code for a protein of 780 amino acids. The transcript has 8 exons.